Messenger RNA from Salvia hispanica, 795 nucleotides. RefSeq lists its product as uncharacterized. NCBI's taxonomy places the organism in Eukaryota, Viridiplantae, Streptophyta, Magnoliopsida, Lamiales, Lamiaceae. Gene Ontology annotation, cellular component: histone acetyltransferase complex. The record is from RefSeq and is a predicted model, not a curated record.
AAUCUUGCUCAAAGAGCGCGCUGGAAAACCAGGAAGCGACGACGAGUAGAGAGGAGACAGCAAUAGUGAAAUUGAUCGCAGUCGCUGACCCCUAAAUCUUUGAUCUUCAACAUGGAUUCAGAAGGGCAACGAGCAUCUGCAAACCCAUCCGCAAUGCUGGCUGGUCUCUUGGGCAAAAGGGCUAAAUUGCAUGAAGAGCUCCGCAGCAUCGAAAAGCAGGUGUAUGAUAUGGAGACGGGUUAUUUACAGGAUCCGAGCCAAUGUGGCAAUGUCUUGAAAGGUUUUGAAGGGUUUUUGUCUUCUUCCAAGAACACUACACUCUUGAAACGAUCAAGGAAGUUUCAGCCUGACGACAGGCUGUUCUCAUUGUCCUCUGUCACUUCACCAGCUGCUGAAGAAAUAGCAAGAGAUGGUGGUGUAACAACAAAUGGGCCUGGGAAACCAAAGAAAGGUAGAGGGCCGAGAGAGGUGAAGAGAAGACAAUCUAGCGAAGUGGACUUCGACUAUGAAGAUGAUCCCGAUCUCAUGUAGACAUGUAGUGACUCCCCCCAUAUAUGAAUAUCAAGGCUGACUUUACUUGCUACCGGAGUUCUCUACCUACCAGCUACAAGCUAAGUUUUCAUUGCUAUGGAGAUUAUAUAAACUGAAGCUUACAUGUUUCCAAGAAAAAUUAACCAUCUUCGUGUAUGUAUACAUCUAAUUCCUGUUCUUGAAACACAGGCCCUUCAGCAAAGGCCAACCUUUUUAUGUAUUACUUCUAACUAAAAAGUAAAAACAAUUGAGCAAUUUGAUAGA